Messenger RNA from Spinacia oleracea (spinach), 4063 nucleotides. RefSeq lists its product as uncharacterized. NCBI's taxonomy places the organism in Eukaryota, Viridiplantae, Streptophyta, Magnoliopsida, Caryophyllales, Amaranthaceae. Bases 743 to 3913 code for a protein of 1056 amino acids. The record is from RefSeq and is a predicted model, not a curated record. The transcript has 5 exons.
AGGGAAACUUUUAGCUUUCGCUCUCUUUGGUCAAUUAUUUAAAAAAAACUAAACAAAAGAAUUAACUCCAGGUCUAGACAAAACUCCAGUGUUCACCCAAAACUAUUCGUAAGAAUCCCAAAAUGAAAAAACAAAUUCCAGAGUAACCAAAACUAUUCGCAAAAUGAGGAAAUGAACCCAAAAUGAAGGCAAUGAACCCUAUCUUCAGCUUUCUCUCUCCCUAAAUCUUCAAUUUAGAAGCUCUUUUCUCCACUAAAUCUCUAAUUUAGCUUUCUCUCUCCCACUCCAUCUUCAAUUUUGCUGGUCAUUAACCCUAAUUUUAUACGUUUUGGUUUGCCUGAAAUUCGUCUGAAAUUGGUAGAUUCGCCUGAAAUUCGUAUGAAUUUCGCAUGAAAUUCGUCUGAAUUUCGCCUGAAGUUCGCCUGAAAUUCGUUUGAAGUUCCCCUGAAGUUAGUCUGAUAGCAUGGAUAAUGAUAGGAGUUGGAUGCAUAUUCAAGGGUUGAGCAAUCGGCUACAACCACCUUACCGAAAUGGUGUUAAAAGUUUUCUCAAAUUUGCUUUCAAGGACGCAAUCCCUAAUACUAGGGCUAAGAGAAGGUGUCCUUGUUUGAAUUGUCGAAAUUAUAUCGACCAUGAUCGAGAGACAAUGCGUGCCCAUCUUUUCCGAGUAGGAAUAGAACCUGACUACAAUCCUUGGAUAUUCCAUGGAGAAGAACAAUUCCUUGACAUGGGAAACAUGUAAAUGUCCGAGGAGGAAGGCGAUUGGUUUGAUGAUAAAGAUCCUCUCGUAUCAGAGGAGAUGGCAGCUUUGGUGCAUGAUGCCACAAAUGUAGUGCCCGAAAAUUUGAAUGAGGAAGAAGAAGUGGAUCGUGCUGAGAUUCCUGAUAAAUUUCAUAGGUUGAUGAAAGAUGCUGAAGAAGAAUUAUUCUCGGGUUGUAAAACCUUUUCAAGGUUGGAGUUCAUCGUAACUCUCUUACAUAUUAAGGUUAGUGGACAUUGGCCCGAGAAGUCAUUUAGUCUGCUCCCUAAUGCGUUACAAAAGGCCUUCAAUUAUGAUCCAAAAUUUCCAAAGAGCUCCCGUGAAGCCCAGAAGUACACAAAAGAUCUUGGGUUGAAUUAUGUGAAGAUCCAUGCUUGUGUAAAUCAUUGCAUUCUUUAUAGAAAGGAGUAUGAAAAUGCCGAUUCAUGCCCUAUUUGUGAGGAGUCCAGAUGGAAAGAAGGUAGUGGUGAAUUUGAUGAUAGUGUCCCAUUUUCGGAAUCUCAAGGAACCUCACAACGGAUUCCUAGAAUACCUCGUCUAGUUCUUCGCCAUUUUCCUUUAGUGCCUAGGCUUCAAAGGCUUUUUAUGUCUUCCAAAAUUGCUAAGCAUAUGAAAUGGCAUAAGGAUAGGAAGCGAGUUGAUAAGGACGUAUUAAGGCAUCCAUCUGAUUCAAAGGCAUGGGAGAAGCUCGAUGAUUCAUUUCCUGAUUUUGCAGCAGAUCCAUGUAAUGUAAGAUUAGGUCUUUCAACUGAUGGUUUCAAUCCUGGUGCACAUUUAGGCACUAAGUAUAGUAUAUGGCCAGUCUUUUUAGUGCCAUAUAAUCUCCCACCAUGGAUGUGUAUGGCAAGUCCUUACAUCAUGCUAUCACUCUUAAUUCCUGGUCCAAAGUCCCCCGGAAAUGAUAUAGAUGUGUUCUUGGAGCCGUUGAUCGAUGAACUUCAAGAGUUAUGGGAAGUUGAGGUGAAAACUUAUGAUUCACAUAGUCGCCAAAAUUUUAAUAUGAAGGCAGCGCUAUUGUGGACAAUGAGUGAUUUUCCGGCUUACGGAAAUCUGUCUGGUUGGAGUACUUGUGGUAAACUUGCUUGCCCAUCAUGUCAUAAGCAUACUUGGCACAAGAGGUUAAAGCAUGGAUCGAAAGAAUGCUUUAAAGGUACUCGUAUGUUCUUAGAACCCGAUCAUAGGUGGAGAAAUGACAAGAAAUCUUUUGAUGGGGAAAAGGAGAGACGACCACCUCCGAUUCCUUUGUCAGGGGAUGAGAUAUUAGAGGCAUUUGAUGGUGUCCCCAAUGUGAUUUUUGGGAAGAAGCGAAAGAGAACUGAUCGAUACUUGUUUGACCAAUGGAAGAAGUUGAGCAUCUUCUUUAGACUUCCUUAUUGGAGUAAGCUUUUGAUAAGACACAACUUAGAUGUCAUGCAUAUUGAAAAGAACAUUUGUGAUAGUAUAUUAGGAACAAUACUUGAUAUUCCUAAUAAGACAAAAGACACCUUGAAAGCUCGAAAGGAUUUGAAGGAGAUGAAUGUGCAUCAUAAUUUAAUUCCUAUUAAGAUAGGUGAUAAAUAUGCCAUCCCUAGAGCACCAUAUCAGUUGACAUCUAUAGAGAGGCGUAAAGUAUUGGAGUUCUUGUCUAAGGUUAAAGUGCCAGAUGGUUACUCUUCUAACAUAGCUCGAUGUGCAAGUAUGAAAGAUGGAAAAAUCUCAAACAUGAAAAGUCAUGAUUGUCAUGUGUUCUUGCAAGAUUUGCUUAAACCGGCAUUUCAAGGUAUCUUACCUAAGGAGGUGCUAGAACCUUUGGUUGAGCUUAGCUUAUUUUUUAAGCAAUUGUGUUCUAAAACUCUAAAAAUUGAUGUGUUGGAGAAGAUGGAAAAGAGUAUUGCAAUUACUCUUUGCAAGCUUGAAAAGGUAUUUGUUCCGGCUCUCUUUGAUAUUAUGGUCCACCUUCCAAUCCACUUGGCCAAUGAGGCCAAGAUAGCUGGCCCAGUGCAAUACCGUUGGCAAUAUCGGUUUGAAAGGGAAAUGCACACAAUGAAACCUACUGUGAGUAACAAAGCACAACCAGAAGGCUCGAUAGCUAAUGCACGCAUAAUGGAAGAAUGUCUUGCCUUUAUAUCUAGAUAUCUAAAUGGGAUUGAGACUAAGUUCAAUCGCAUGAGUAGAAAUGACAUGGAUAUGCAAGAAUCUCUGUUGUUCAAGUUAUCAGUUUUCCAAAAGAAGGGGAAUCCAUUAGGCAAAAGAACAUUUAAGCAAUUGAGCUUUUUGGAUUGGAAGCAAGCUCAAUUGUAUGUUCUAAUGAAUUGUCAAGAAGUACAACCAUUUAUAGGAGAGUACGCCACUAUACAUGGGCCAAAACCAAGUCUAGUUGAUUGGUUUCAAUCUCAAAUUUGGAAGCUUUACAAGGAGGGAGAUCCAAGAGUAACAGCUGAGUUAUUGUCAUUGUCACGAGGCCCGAGUAAGAGUGUGAGAAGUUAUCAGGGAUACUAUGUAAAUGGGUAUCGCUUUCACACUAAGAAGCGCCAAAGAUGGCGAAAGACACAAAAUAGUGGAGUAGUUGUCAAAGGAGAUGAAGAGAGCGGAGAAAAAGACUUCUUUGGGGUUUUGAAAGAAGUCAUAAAACUUGAAUAUGAUGCUCCAAAUAGUGGUGACAAAGAACCUAUUGUGGUGUUGUUUAGAUGCGUUUGGUUUGAUGUCUAUAGGGAGGGGCGAGGGAUUAAAAGGGACAAGUUUGGUGGCAUAUGCCUAAAUUUCAAAAAGUUUUUAGGGACCAAUGAGCCAUUUGUUAUGGCAUCUCAAGUAGGACAAGUUUAUUAUGUUAGGGUACAUAAUGAGCCGGAUUGGAGAACUCCUAUUAAGACAGUCCCUCGUAAUUUCUAUAAUUUUCCAAUAGUUGAGGCAGAUGACUCUGAUGAUGAGCAUGAUGAUGUGGACGUUGGAAUACCAAACGCAGUGGCAGAUGAUGGAGAUGAUGUUGUGAUCUUACCUAGAAAUGAUGUUCCGCCGGAAUUAGUGAAUGCAACUGAAUUUGAGUCGGGGGAGGACGAGAUUUUGAAUGAGGAAGAAGAAGAAGACAGUGAGCAAGAUGAGGAAAGUGAGCUAGAUGAUGAUGAAGAAGAAGAUAUUCCAGAGGGUUUAUAUGACUUGGACUCAAGCAGCGAAUGAUCAGAUUCAAACUUAUUUCUAAUACUUUUUUUGUUUUGUUAUUGUUCUGUUUAUUGUUGAUCAUCUUUGUGUGUCAGAAUAUUCAUUUUCCCUCUUUGCAAAAUAGUAACAAUCCAUUACAAGAUUGCAAGACUUUGAUACCUUUCUGAA